Molecule: messenger RNA, 742 nt
Organism: Zingiber officinale
Lineage: Eukaryota; Viridiplantae; Streptophyta; Magnoliopsida; Zingiberales; Zingiberaceae
Product: chaperone protein dnaJ 20, chloroplastic-like
Exons: 1
Coding region: 65-592 (175 amino acids)
Cellular component (GO): chloroplast
Source: RefSeq, a predicted model, not a curated record
UAGCAAUUCAUUUCAUCAACUCAAUUCAAUUGUUUCCUUUUUUUCAUUAGGGAAGCAAUUAAUAAUGUUUGCUAUCUCUUCUCCCAUCUCUCCCAUCUCCAUCACCACCACUACAAGAACAAGAGCCCCUCGGUUCAGGCUCAAGGCCACCCCCAUCACCGCCGCCUUCUCCGCACCUCCCUCCACUAUGUAUGAACUUCUCUCUAUCCCCCACACCGCCGGACCCGAAGAGAUCCGCGCCGCCUACCGCCGCCAGGCCCUCCGAUGGCACCCCGACGCUUGCCGCUCCUCCGCUGACCAGGGCCGCUACGCCGAGCGUUUCAUGCAGGCGCACGAGGCCUACGAGGUGCUCUCAGACUCCACUCGCCGCCGAAACUACGACCUCUCACUCUCCGGCGACCGCUGGGCCGCUGCCGUCGGCGCCGCCCCCGCCUUCCGCGAGGGCCGAACUCGGAGGCGCGAGGGAGGCGUGACGGCGUUCGGGAACUGGGACGCGCAGCUCGAAGGGCUCUUCCGGCGGUCCGCCGUGACGGAGGCCGGCGGGGAGGAUACAUGGGGCGGCCGCGUGCGCCGGUCGCGACAAGCUGCUUAACGGUUUGGGUUUCGGGGACGAUUGUACGGCUGCGAUUGAGUGAUUUAAGAUCAAAAUCGUGUUUUUGUAAAUGUACGAUUGAGAUCUACGCGAUGCCAGAUUAUGCAUGUAUAAUAAAUAUUAGCCAUAAAAAGAAUUAUUCACAGACAA